This is a messenger RNA of Oldenlandia corymbosa var. corymbosa, 996 nucleotides long. NCBI's taxonomy places the organism in Eukaryota, Viridiplantae, Streptophyta, Magnoliopsida, Gentianales, Rubiaceae. The record is from the annotation of a GenBank genome assembly.
AUGACUGCAAUGAUUAAAGAACAAACCUUCAGAAGUAGUUCCCAAAAAAAUUUGAUCAUCCUUUCAAGUUCUAAAUCCAGUUUCCUUGCACCAACGAUGGCAGAAGCAAAGAGGUAUGCUGUAGUUACAGGGGCAAACAAAGGGAUCGGCUUUGAGGUAUGCCGGGAAUUAGCGUCUCAUGGAAUCACGGUGGUGAUGACAGCCAGAGAUGAAAAAAGGGGUCUUGAUGCUCUUGGAAAGCUCAAAAGUUCCAAUGGCUUUUCUGAUGAUAUUCUGUUCUUUCAUCAGCUUGAUGUGGCUGAUUCAUCUAGUGUUGCUUCCCUCGCCGAAUUCAUCAAAAAUCAGUUUGGAAGGCUUGAUAUCUUGGUGAAUAAUGCAGGAGUUUCUGGUGUACAUGUUGAUGCGGAUGUUGAGGCAAUAAAGGCCGAGGUUGGUGAGUCAGAAGAAGCUCGAUGGGAUGCUGUAACGAAGGCAAUGACUCAAACAUAUGAGUCUGCAUUAGAAUGCUUGGAGAUAAACUAUUAUGGUGCAAAAAGAAUGGUUGAGGCCUUUAUACCUCUUCUACAGUUGUCUCAGUCACCAACAAUCGUCAAUGUUUCUUCUGAAGCCGUUAAGUUACUGAAUCUCAGUGAAUGGGCGAUAAGGAUACUAAAUGAUGUCGACAACCUAACGGAAGAGAGAAUAGAUGAGGUCUUGAAUGCAUUUCUGAAGGACUUCAAAGAAGGCACCCUCGAAGCCAAUGGCUGGCCUGUUCUUUUGUCAGGUUACAGAGUCUCGAAAGUAGCCAUUAAUGCAUACACAAGACUUUUGGCAAAGAAGUAUCGAAACAUCAAAGUCAAUUGUGUCUGUCCUGGACAUGGGAAAACUGAUUCAAGCUUCAACAUAGGCACGUAUACUGCUGAAGAAUGUGCCAGAAAUGUGGUGAUGGUAGCUCUACUGCCUGAUGAUGGUCCUUCUGGUUUGUUUUUUGUUCGCGGUAAAGUGUCAUCUUUUUGA